GGGGAGAUGCAGUUUUCUAUGGGCAUCUACUUAAUGGGGAGGAAUCGGCCCACCCUCAACCUACACUGAGACAUCCACUGUUUACAAGCUGAGCUUACCUAUUCUUGGUGUUUGGGAGAGACAACAGCUGCAGCCAAGGGAAUGUAAUGACCCUUGACCUUAUUGACCCAUUUGACCGCCAUCCUGCUCAUGUGAUGGCCCAACAAGACAGACGACCGCUAGCCUUCUGACACCCGUACCUCAGGGACAGCUUGACCCAGCAGGAGCAGGAACCUGGCCAGAAGCUGCCUCCCAUUAGCAGAGGUGCCCGUGCAGUCACACAGAGCCCACUGGUCAUCACUUCAUCAUCCUCUUUUGAGCUACCCAGAGAGUGGAGGGUCUGGUAUGGACUCUGGCCCUCUAGACUGGCCAGUGGGUGACCGUCGUAGCGGAGACAUACACCUGCCUUUUAUCGCAGACUUGUACGAUAUAACUACAGGAAGAACCAGCACCAGACACGGCGUCCACUCACUCCCUCCUGCUCUCUCACAGCUGGACAACUCUGUUGGUCACAUCAAGGACAGGCUCAGGCUCUUGGCUAGAGAAAAGAUGGAAGUUUCAGAAGCCCGUGAGUUGCUCAAUCAUGACAGAGAAAUGCAAAACAGACUUUAUCAGACUGAGAUGCAGAGAAUGACCCAGAGAUUCGACAAAGAGAGGAAGCACACUCAAGCCUUGAGGGCCGCACACCAGGAAGAGGUGGAGAGAGCCCGACGAAGGCUGCGAGCUGAGCAGAUGGAAACUCUCAACGUUAAAUCUUAUUAUUUUUUUGUGACUCCAAGCUUGACACUGAGGUGGCUCAUACAACAAGGGAUAAAAUGGCUAUACUGGAUUUGUCACGGAGACUUCAGAACACACUGGAUCAGCACAUUGGCAAAAUAUGAUCAGAGCUUGUUUGACUUAAUGAGAAACAAAACUGACCAACAGAAACAAUGAAGGGUUAGAGAAUUGUAUUCCUUUGACUUUUGAUUUGAAGAGAAGCGUAUCAGUACAACAGUUGUGGUAAUAAAGUGCUGGAAAGAAAAAAGAAAGACAAAGGGAUAAAGAGUUUUGCUUGAGUUUAAAUGACUAGCAUAUCAAGACAUUUUAAAGAUAAAAAGACACUACGCAGAGACAGGAAAGAAUACCUUUCAAUGAAAUCUGAUAGACUAGAAGUUUUGAGUGAUGUUAUGGUGCUUUCUUUUGCAUGCAGCAUACAUGCAUAGUGAAACUCUUUCAGUCACUCAACCACACUGACCCAGUAAAGGAAUUAUUGCUGGUUAGCAUUGAACCCAUGAUACAGUUGAGGCCACAUAUAUAUUAUAUUUGUAACGAAAUAGAUUCGAAAAAAAUGAAUUAUUGUUUAAAAUGAAUUACUGCUUUCGUCCUGAUGUUUCCACUGUUUAAAAUUGAAGUGGGUAAUACGAGUGCUAUGGACCAAUGGAAAGUGAACUUUUUGUAGUCAAUGCCUCCCCACCCCUGGUUUCAGCCCCUUACAGAAUCAACAGACGGAAACAAAAGUAGGACCUAUCAGUGGCGCCUUCCAACCACUUUCUGGAAGUAGAAGACAAAAGCUGGUUACCGAUUGAGGAAUGAUGACUGUACUGCACGUACAUACCUAUUGUAAUAAAAAUUAUACACUUACAUUCUCCAGAGCUUUCUGACUUAAAGGACUGAAGGGAUAUUGGAUUGCCCCUUCAGACAAGAUGUCAGUGCCACAUCAGCAUGACACUGUUAAUGUUAUUUGAAAACAUAAUUCUCCCCUUUCUAUUUUUUUCUUGUUAUGGGAGCAGGCAUGAUUAUGCUAAUAGUGUGAAUAUAAUGGCGAAUUAUAUUGAUUUUUGGUUUUCAUAAGCAGCCUCCAUCUUCUUUUUCCGUGAAUACUCCAAAAAUUACACAUGCAAAAUGAUUGAAUAAUAAAAUCUAUCAAGCUUA
Messenger RNA from Aplysia californica (California sea hare), 1950 nucleotides. RefSeq lists its product as uncharacterized. Bases 385 to 972 code for a protein of 195 amino acids. The transcript has 8 exons. NCBI's taxonomy places the organism in Eukaryota, Metazoa, Mollusca, Gastropoda, Aplysiida, Aplysiidae. The record is from RefSeq and is a predicted model, not a curated record.